AUGGCCUCCAGAGCUUUCCAGAGGUCUCUACACUGACCGAGCUCAGGCAGACCUCAGCAUGAACCCUCAGGAAAAAACGUUUUGUGCCUCUACAUCCCGAAAUGUCAGAGGGACCACGCUGCUAUUCAUGCUGGGAUGUCGAACAUCUCGGAGAUGGCGCGGGAACAACGCCACAUCCUGCGCUACUAUCCCUCUGAUCACCAGGCCAAUUUCCUCCUGAGCCGAUUAUAUGGGAGCAGAGCCAUGUCCCUCUUCUUUUUUUUUUUCUGGCCUUCUUGCAUGCUAGCGGUUAGAGCCACCAUCAUCUUGUUUGUCAAACCCAACAGCGAAGGCUUCUGGAUAUCAGAUCAUCAAACCGAGUAG
Clarias gariepinus (North African catfish) is the source of this 363-nucleotide messenger RNA. RefSeq names its product potassium large conductance calcium-activated channel, subfamily M, beta member 2 (gene kcnmb2a). Gene Ontology annotation, biological process: potassium ion transport. Gene Ontology annotation, cellular component: membrane. Gene Ontology annotation, molecular function: calcium-activated potassium channel activity. The record is from RefSeq and is a predicted model, not a curated record. NCBI's taxonomy places the organism in Eukaryota, Metazoa, Chordata, Actinopteri, Siluriformes, Clariidae.